Molecule: messenger RNA, 885 nt
Organism: Stylonychia lemnae
Lineage: Eukaryota; Ciliophora; Spirotrichea; Sporadotrichida; Oxytrichidae
Source: the annotation of a GenBank genome assembly
AUGCUGCAUCCAAAUAUAUCAAUCGAUUUUCAAACCACUUAAGCAAACGAUUUAAAUGAAGCCAAAAUAUACCCUUAAGAUGAUUUUGAACUCCCUCAUCAAGCAAUAAACAAACAUGAUAAGAGUUUUGACACGACACCAAAUAAUAUUUUACUUUUUGACAAAGCAACUUAUUCAAAUAUUAUCCUUUCUAUUGAGGGAUUUUUCGGUUUCCUCACUAUAGCUCUAAAUCUUCAUACUUUCUGCAUGAACGACACAAUUAUUGCUGAUCAUUUAAUGACUACUUACAACUACCAACCAUGGUCAAUAGCUCUUAUUUAGGCGAUAUAAUCAGUUGGAUUUCUUCUGACUACUCAUAUAGCUCCAGUAGUUAUAAAGAGAUUCAAUUUGUUUGCAAUAGUAAUAGUUUCAUAACUGAUUUAGUCAGUAGGAUCCUUCUUAGUUGGACCUAGUUUAUUUUUCAACAUUCAAGAGAAAAUUUAUAUUACAUGCAUUGGGUUGUUUAUAUCAGGACUCGCAUCUCCUUUUAAUAUGGUUACUAGCUUCUCAAUUAUGGUUCAAGCUGCUCAUAAACAUAGGACCAAGAGAUUUGAUCCUGAUUAAGUUAAAAAUUUAGUUAGUGCUUUAUUUAACUCAUCUUAUGCAAUUGGUGGUAUGACUGGCCCUAUAUUUGGAGGUUUUGUCAGUGAAGCAACAUCUUUUAGAACCGCAAGUGAUUUUCAAGCUAUUGUUCUAAUAUCUGUUGCCUUAUGCCAGUUUUUCAUUGUGUACAUUCCAAGAAAUUUUAGAUUUUUCAAGAAAGAAAUAAAAGUAGAACCAGUAAAUACUAGCUAAACAUUUUAGAGAGAUGCAACAAUCAUUCAUAUAGAAUCCUAUCUAGAGUGA